AUGGCGUCAGCAGAUAAAUCGAACCCACAAGAAACCGUUGUCGACGGAGAUCACGAAGAAAAGGACCAAAAUCAGACAGCUGAACAAACUGAACCUGAACGUACGGAAGACGAAAAACGUGUAAGAACUCUUACUAACAAAGCUCGAGAUUGCAGAACAGUCGUGAAAUGUGAGUACUGUGAUAGUGAAAAUCAUCACAGCGCACUUCAAGAUGACCGACUCAGUCGUGAAGCCCAGUACAAGGAGACAACUUACCAAAAGAAAGUUGAUGUGCAGAACAAGUGUAUUGUGAUAUGUGGAAUGAACUUUGAAGGAAGAAGUUCAACCUUUCUACCUUGUCCAGCCUACAUGAAAGUGUCAGAAGUUAGAAAUAAUUUGUAUGAUACAUUAAACGAGGAGAUCAUAACUACUGAUAUCUUUGUGAGAACACCCGAUGAUGAUCAACCUGGCCUAUCAGUGAAUGACAGAGAAUUCCUGAAGAUCAUGGAUAGUGAAUGUUACCGAGAUGAAAAUGGGUCCCGGACCGCACCUCUUCCAUUUAAAACAGAUCGAAAAAGACUUCCCAACAACCAUGAACUAGUUAUGAAGAGAACUUUAUCAUUCUUAGCAUCUUGUAAGAAGAACCCUUUGAAAAUGGAACAUUCAAUUUCUUUUAUGGAGAAAGUAUUUUCCAAAGGACACGCAGAAAUAGCACCAGUACUUAAAAAUGAAGAAGAGUGUUGGUAUCUUCCUAUAUUUGGAGUCUACAACCCCAAAAAACCGAAGCAAAAACGCAUGGUUUUUGAUUCUUCCGCAACAUUCCACGGACAAUCUCUCAACUCCAUCUUGUUAUGUGAUCCAGAUUUAACUUACAGUCUUCAUGGAGUACUGUUAAGAUUCAGAAAGGAGAAAAUAGGAGUGACAAGUGACAUUGAACAAAUGUUCCAUUCAUUCAAAAUUCGAGAAGAUCACAGGAACUUUGUUCGCUUUAUUUGGUUUCAAGACAAUGAUCCCACUCUACCACUAACGGAAUACCGGAUGUGUGUUCAUCUCUUUGGUAAUUCACUAUCUCCGGCAGUAGCAACUUAUUGUUUAAGACGAUGUAUUCAAGAGAGAAGAGACUGUGACCCAAGAGUAUAUGAAUUUGUGAACCGAAAUUUCUAUGUCGAUGAUGGUCUCGUAUCUUAUACAGAAGAAGAUGAAGCAUUUGAAAUCUUACAGAGUACACAAACUAUACUUAAAGAGGAAGGGAACUUGAACUUUCAUAAAUUUGCGUCGAACAGUCCACAAGUCAUGGAUAAACUUCCUCCAGAAGAUAGGGCGAAAGACUAA
This is a messenger RNA of Magallana angulata, 1311 nucleotides long. RefSeq lists its product as uncharacterized. The coding region runs from base 1 to 1311 and encodes 436 amino acids. The transcript has 3 exons. Lineage: Eukaryota; Metazoa; Mollusca; Bivalvia; Ostreida; Ostreidae. The record is from RefSeq and is a predicted model, not a curated record.